GAGAGCAGGAAGGAAGCCGAGCUGCUCUCACUUCGCUUUCCGUGGCCCGGCUGCAAAUUCGGCCUCAUUAACUCAGGAGUGCUCAGAGGGACCCGAAAAUGACCCCCCAAGCCCCCCCUGAGCCCCCCAAAUGCUGCUGCUUCAACAUCAAGACAGCAACAGUGGCCCUGGGGAUCUUCCACAUGGUCAUGAGCAUCCUGCUGCUGAUCGAGUAUUCCCUGGAGGUGGCCAACGGGAAGGGCUUCUGCAAAGACCUGAACACUUCUGAUUACUUCAGAAUUGUUGAUAUCACCACCAGUUUCCUGCUGAUCCUCAUGUUGUUUAUCAUCAGCUUCCACCUCCUGUUCGGGGUGAUCAAGAAGAGGGAGCGGUUCCUGAUCCCCUUCCUGGCUCUGCAAGUCAUUGACUUCCUCCUCAGCCUCCUGACCAUGUUCAGCUCCUACAUCCAGGUGCCAGUGAUCAUCUCCACGUCCUCCUCCCUGGGCCACACGCAGGGCCACUCCAGGACUCCCCUGCUGGCGCUGCAGCUGCUGGAUUUCUGCCUGAGCAUCCUCACUCUGUGCAGCUCCUACAUGGAGGUGCCCACCUACCUCAGCCUCAAGCCUGUGGACAGUGGGGGCUCUUUGCCAGCCCUGCAGAAGCUGCCAGCAGAGGAGUACACCAGAGUGAUGAUCACCUUCACCAUCGCCUUCGUGGCCGUGCUCUUCCUCAAGGCCUACAUGUUCAAGUGUGUCCUGACCUGCUUCAAGUACAUCAAAGCCAGCAACAAGGAGGAGGUGAAAGUGGAGCCACACACAGUGGAAAAGGCCGUGCUGCCAUCCUAUGAGGAAGCUCUGGAAUUGCCUUCCAAGGAUUCCCCCCCUCCCUACCCGAGGGUCUGAGCCAGCCCUGGGGCAGAGGUGGCUCUGGGUGCUGCUGGUGCCUGUCCCCUCCCAGCAGAGCCCCACUCCUCAC
Sturnus vulgaris (Common starling) is the source of this 954-nucleotide messenger RNA. RefSeq names its product lysosomal protein transmembrane 5 (gene LAPTM5). The record is from RefSeq and is a predicted model, not a curated record. Gene Ontology annotation, cellular component: lysosomal membrane. NCBI's taxonomy places the organism in Eukaryota, Metazoa, Chordata, Aves, Passeriformes, Sturnidae.